AGUCGAUGCAAAAAUACUAGUACAACCCGGUACUACAUGAAAGAUUUUUUACGUUGAACACCAGCAGAGACAUGAAAGCACGCGGCCGUUGCGCGCUUCUUUGCACCGGAACAAAGGAUUUGUAAAAGCCCGUGGCUAGUGCAACGCGAGUACGACGGACUGUGACCUCCGCUCGGUGCGUUAGUUGUCACGCGUGCUGCCGAACGCCGGAACGUGAGGGAGGCGAAGCAGCGCCGCGCUUCGUCCGGCGCAGAGUUUUCACUUCGUUGCUCACGCUGCUGUGAAGAUCGUUAGAAGGACUGCUAGGAGCACAGGAAAGUAGUUUCGAGGAGACCUGAAGAUCCUGCCGGAGCUCCUCUGGGUUUAUUUCAGAAGCUACAACUACCUCGACCUCCCACGACCUUGCCUAGUGCGUACGAAUCACCAUCUCCACCGCCAUCAUGACGCACCAGGGUAUGGAGUACUGCCCACUGAAGGGCUCGGUCCCCCCGAUCCGUCCGGGCGCAAAACUGUUGGGCAACGAUCCGUACUACCUGGUUAGCCCUACUUCGUUCGCCGUGGGCACCGUGAAGCAGGACGCGGUCAAGUGGCGCAACGUCGCGUUUGACGGGGGCGAGCCGCCCGCGCGAGUGUCUUUUGUUCCGUUUCUCGUGCACAUCGACAACCGGCCCUUCGUGUUCGUUUUCGGAGGGCAGCUGGUGGAGGAGGUGGUGCCGACCCUGAAAGACGACAACGACGGCGGCGAGUUUGGCGGCUUGCAGCGCGGAAAGAAGAAAAAGGAGGAGCCACCGAAGCUGCGGUUCACGCCCAGCACGAAAAUGUACUGCUGUGACGUGGAACAGCGCGCGUGGAGGUCCGUGCGCAUGAAGGACCCCACGCCCGCACCCAGGGCCUUCGCGACGGCCGCAGUCAUGGAAAGGAGUAAGCAGUGUACGGGUUGUAGUUCAAAAGUUCUUUUCGAUGUGGUUCUAGUUCAUCUACAUCGAAUAAGUUUUUGAUUGCUUGGUACUAUCAUAAACGUGUGAAGACGAGGGGAAGAAAUAAUCAUCUCUCAUCUUCUGCUUUAUUGACACCCCAAGGGUUCUUCUGCUUUUCUGUUCCACAGGUCAGUGCGCCGUGAUCGCGUUUGGGCAGGGGUUGCCGGAGAACCUGAAGCUGGCGGACAGCUGGGUGUUCGACUACUCGAAGGCUACCAUCUCCUUUCCAGACAUCGAGAACUGCUUUUGGCGCAAGAUCUACACCGAGCAGCACGCGUAUGACGAGCCGCAGCCCGGGCCGCGGCUGCAGCCCGCGAGCAUGUUUCUCCCCACGCCGAAGGGGGACGCCGAGGAGAUGCUGAUCUUCGGCGGGCAGGUGGGCGAUGUCGGGGCGAACAGCGACGCCGUCUGCGACGACAUGUGGAAACUUGAUAUCAAGCAGGAAAAGUGGGUACCGGUGAAAUACGCCGGCUAUUACCCGGGUGCGAGGAGGGACGCCUACUUUGUGCAGGCCAGCCCGACGGAGGUGCUUUUCGUCGGCGGUAGCGCGGAGUUGCUCGCGCCAAACGCCAGUUCCGACGUCGUGGGCAACAUCAGCUCACCACCUCCGAGUCCAAAAAGCGGCACGGUUGCGGGGAACCAGGUUGGUCUUGUUUUCGGCUUUUCUUGGACAGCGUCGUGCAAAAGUUUUUUGUCCUUUUUACGGAUGGAAACAAGAAUAAGUACCCAUCGUUGUGCAAGUUUCACGUAAGGCGCAAAAUAACAAGCGUAUUCAUCAAUUUUUCAUACCACAGUCGACCCAGUUUUCCAGCAAUCUAGGGGCAGCAGUCGCGAUAGACCAGUGUCUGGAGACGUUAGUGUUCGACACGGAGCUCGCAAUUUUCACCCGGCCGGCCAUCGGCUUCCUCCCGAAGAACGUGCCCGGGAAGGCUUUGUUUCUGGGUAACAAGCUGCCGUGUCUCUUUAUGAGCAAGAAGACGAAACACGGGUACAUCCAGUAUCCCGCCCCGAAAAAACCGCCACCAAAACGGGAGGAGCCGACCGAGGAACUGACGCGCAACGACGCGGAGAGGAUGCUUUUCAGAACGCGAAAGGAAAUGGACGAAUUAGAAAAUGAGCUUCAGGUGGGUUACUUAAGUAGUACAGUUCCUUAGUAUAAUUUCCACGCGACGUCGCGUCCGUGUGAACAGCCAAGCGGGCCUUCUUGCUGCGGUUCCAAUUUGGUUUUUGAUGUAUGCGAAGAAGCAAUCAGACUCUCGCUCGCUGCUGCGAUAGCAAAACUAUGCGUUUUUUGAUUUCUUGAUAUGAUCCCUAUGGAUAUCGAUAUAUCAGGCCGUCUGCAAGGAGCGUCUGGACUUGCGGGCGCAGAUUGAAGAGCUGCAGGCCGACGAGCAGCAGGAGGGAAAAAUGGAGGCCAACGAUAUGCAUUGCAAACAGGUACCGCAGUCGUACAAGGUGCAGCUGUGGUGCAUGACAGAAAGGCUUGUUAACCCAACUCAGGCUCAGCAUCACGAAAGCAACGCUUUCUUCUGAAAAGAUUUGUGAUGCGAUUUUACAACUGCGAUACGAUACCUUUUACGAUUUGCAUAACCGAGGCCUACAAGCAAAUCGAGGAGUUGCGGCAAAAAUUGCAGAAGGAGGAAGACCUGGAAACCGAGAUCUUGCACUGGAUCAAGGAGGAAACUACGUGGCGAAGGAAUUUCAGCUACCUGAACCGGCAACUGAAAAACCUGAUUGCCACUGCGGAAGCAAAGUACUUCAGCGAGCAACUGCUCGAAACCGCCGUGGAGAACGGUCUGGAUUCCCUUCCCAGUCCGCAGGAGCCGCAAAGUAAGCUGGCCAAGAAAAAGUCCAUGAGCGCGGAGCAUUUGGCCGAAAACAAAAUGAACGACUUCGAGAAGGACACGGAGGUCGCCUACAAAACGCACGCGGAGCAGAUACAAAUGCUGCGGGAACUGCUGAAAACCUGUCCCGAGUACCGCGAACUGCUGCAGCUGUCGAAAAUCCGGGCGCAGCAGAAAAAAACCCGAAAGUCGGUGAUUGACAAGCAGAUGCCGCCCGAGUUUCUGGCGCAGAUCAGCGGCGCGGGCGGGGGCAACGCGAGCAGUGCCGCGAGUCGGAAGAACAGCAGCGCGAGCGGCGGAGGUGCGGGCAGCGUGUCGUCCAGGAAAAACUCGACCGGAUCCGCGGGGUAAGGGUCCUCGUCGUUAGUAUUCGGAUUUCCAUGGAGAAGAAGAAAUGCACACAUAUAUGAUCCGCUGAAGUGUUAAAGUAGAGUGUUUCUGCAGCUGAAACAACUGCUAGCGGACGUUGACGAUCCACAAGCUGCUGGAAACACGCAUCAAUGGAACAUCCUGACGGUGAGUGUUGAGCCUUGCACUGCCAGUCAGUGAGUGAGUCCCUGGACAAGAAGUCGAA
Molecule: messenger RNA, 3395 nt
Organism: Amoebophrya sp. A120
Lineage: Eukaryota; Dinophyceae; Syndiniales; Amoebophryaceae
Source: the annotation of a GenBank genome assembly